UCCGUGCUGCACAGUCGCCGCGGCCGCCGCUCCGCCUCCGUGUGAUCUGUGUCCUGAAGUCACUGUCCACUUCAGGACUUUGGUCGUCUCCGAUCCACCCCCUGCUCUUCUUACAUGCUUCUCUGCUGCACAGACGCGCCACUCAUCUCCAGGCCGCACGCCCUGUUGCUGCAUCUGCGCCUCUGGUGACCUGGUCAACUCAGAGCGCCUGCAUCGUCCCCCCUGCCCCCCUGCGCCCCUUGCCCGUCUGCUGUGGGAUUGACUGCAGAUCCAGUCAGCUUUUCAGAAUGAGCGUGUUACCUGAGAUGGUGCCAUUUGAGGAGGGGCUGCUGCAGGGGAUGGUGACCUUUGAGGACGUGGCCGUGAGCUUCACCUGGGAGGAGUGGCAGUUCCUGGACGACGCUCAGAGGACCCUCUACCGAGAAGUGAUGCUGGAGACCUACGGGAGCCUGGCAUCCCUGGGGUGUUGCGUGAACAGACCUGAAGUAAUGGUCAAGCUAGAGGAAGGGCCAGAGUCGUGGACUGUGGAAGCGCCCCCAGAUGAGAGCCUCUCAGUUACAGGCAUCCAACGUGUGAGUGACCUUACUGACAUCCACCAGGAAAACGAUGGCCGGCAUUUGUGGAACGUUUUCAACACUACUAGCAAAGACUCUACUGAAGAGAAAUCUGACGUAAGAGAAACACACGGUUUCAGUCCAAGCCAUAUUAUGAAAGUGGUUAUACAAGAUGGACAGGAUCCAGGCGUGAUCACUGAGAACUUUGAUCUGUUUAAGGACAUAUUCGUCCCCGUACAGCCUGAGGAGGAUCAUGAUGGAGCGAACCCAGAGAGGGCUGUGCCGACAACUGAGGCAUUCCAAGGAGAGCCUGAGCAGCCUAGUUUUCAUCAGAAGAUUCUGACUUUGCAGCAGCCCUCGGCGUUUGAUAGAGAAGACAAAACCUUCUGUAAGGAAGAAGUGAUGUUUACACAUGGGAGGGCUCUUAUUGGAGAGACUGCCUGUGAAUAUAAUGAGUACGGGGAGGCCUGUGACACCUCAGCGCUCUUUGCCGAAGAUCUGAAUCACAUGGGUCAGACUCACUACGGAUGUAACAACUGGGGGCAAAUCUGUUUUGAAGAUCCAGCACAGCUGAUUCUUCAGACAGAUUCUGAGUAUGAGCGCCACAAAUGGAAUCAAAGCGGCGAUGAUUUCAGCAAGUUACUACAUCUCACUGAACAUCAGAGAAGUCAGCUAAGGGAGAAAAUUGAAGAAAAUAUAUGUGGUAAGACUUGCUUUAACUUCUCUGUUAUGGCUGAGCAUCAGAACAUAGAACCAGGUGAGAAAUCCUAUGAAUGUUGGCAAACCUGUGGGAAUCCAACCCUGAGCAGCCAGGGAAUUCUCAAGCCAGCAAAGCGUUAUGAGUGUAAAGACUGUGAAAAAGUUUACAAGUGGAAGUCAACCCUCACUAGACAUCAGAGAACUCACACAGGAGAGAGACCCUAUGAAUGUAAAGAGUGUCACAAAUCUUACUACCUUAGAGCAGACCUCAACGUACACCAGAGAAGUCACACUAAAGAAAAACCCUAUCAGUGUAAUGAAUGUGGGAAAAAAUUCACAUAUAAGUCAUAUCUAAAGAUACAUCAGAAAUCUCACACAGAAGAGAAACCCUAUGAAUGUGAAGAAUGUGGGAAAAUUUUCUACCGGAAGUCAGGACUCAUUAAUCAUCAAAGAAUUCACACAGGAGAGAAACGCUAUGAAUGUAAAGAGUGUAAAAAAAUGUUCUACUGGAAAUCACAACUCGAUAUGCAUCAGAGCCUGCACACAGUGCAAAAACCCUACGAAUGUAAAGAAUGUAACAAAUCAUUCUGCCUGAAGUCAUCAUACACUCUACAUCAGAGAAUUCACACGGGACAUAGGCCCUACGAAUGUCAAGAAUGUAGUAGAACUUUCUGCUAUAAAUCAAAUCUCACAGUGCAUCAGAGGGCUCACACAGGAGAGAGACCCUAUGAAUGUAGGGAAUGUAGCAAGACUUUCUAUCAGAUGUCCCAGCUCAGUAGACAUCAGGCAAUUCACACGGGAGAGAAACGCUAUGAAUGUGAAGAGUGUGGGAAAACUUUCUACUGGAUGUUUGAACUGAACUACCAUAAGAGAAUUCACACGGGAGAGAAACCCUAUGAAUGUGAAGAGUGUAGGAAAACUUUCUACCAUCGGUCAGACCUCACUGUACAUCACAGAAUUCAUACAGGAGAGAGACCUUUUGAAUGUAAAGAGUGUGGGAACACCUUUUGCCAGAAGUCACACCUUACUAGACAUCAUAGAAUUCACAAGCGACUUAAACCCUAGGAAUGUAAAGAUGUUGAAAAUACGUCGACCAGAAAUCGCACCUCACUGAACAUUUUGAGACCUCACUCAGGGCUUAAUCCUGUGUGAGAGACAGCAUAUCCACAAAACAGGUUCUUUUUUGUUGAAACGAGCAUGCAAUUCUGUGCUCCCUUUACCAUGUUGGGUUUCUGUAACUUAACUAUGGCUGUACAAACAAACAGUACUGUCCGAGCCAGGUCACAAAGAAAACUCCAUUCUCAUAUUUUUCAGACCUCGUUUUCCUGCACGGCACUCCUGGUUUUCCUAGGAACCCAGGGUGAACAUCCAGUGGUUUCAGAAAGGAGCAGUGUACUGGGAAGAGCAGAGUCUUCCCACUUGACUCAGCAGUCUCCGUGGGUGCUUCCCUGGGUGAAAACCUAUUUUCUUCCAGGGGUCUUCCAUGUGAUGUCCUUGAGCAUCAUGUUUCAGGAAGCUCUGGACUGGGACAUGCUGCGAGCACUCACUUACACUUCAAUGUAAAUUCCCAGAGCAGAGUGCUGUGGCGUCUUCUCAAGCGUAUGGAAACUCCAAAGGAGGCGAAGACUAGUUGACAUAGUGCAUCACCUUUCAGCUGCAAUUUGGGUGUGGAGCAGCCUGAGCAGGCUGCUCUAGAGAAGCUCAAGAUUCCCUGUGUGUUUCCUUAAGCGAGUCCAAAGGAGCAAGCCUAAUUCCCCAUGGACUGGCCUGUGAGUUUCCAGUGUCCGUGGCUUUAGCCAAGAAAACAGGUCUGAAAAUUCCAGGUUUGUAAGAUCUUGGUAGAGUUUUCAAGAAAAUUGUGUAUGUUUUGAAAAUAAUAUACCCCUAGGCUGAGGUGGUAGGUUUCGUUGUUCGCAGGAACAUGGGCUUAAUAGUGUAGUGAAGUCCAUGGAAAGUUCCAGUGCUUUAUGUAUAGCUGGUAAAUGGCGGUUGUGUCCCAGAGGUAACUCCUGGUUGGAGCUCCUCAGGAAGCGCCUGGAGGGAAAGUGGGGGAGGCUGCUCAGAUUGUGUUCUUUCCCCAGGGAUUUGAGGCAGUGCCUUCUAGAGGCCACAGCCCCCCAGAACUAGGUCUCUGCUGAUCCUGGGGUUGGCACCGACAGCUGUGAGUCCUGCCGACCCCAGGCUAGGGCACAGCUGUGGCCUGUUGUGCUUAGAGCGGGUUGGAGAUCCACUGCCCGCUCCAGGUGGCAGGCCCAGGGACCCCCCAGGACCCCUGGUGCAGCGCCCGCCCAGGGUUGCCAGCAGCUUUGCGUCGCCCGAGGCGCUCUGCGGGUGGAGGGUCCAGAGCAAGGCCGGCUUGGGUGCAGGGGCGUCAUCCGGUGGCGAGCCUUGCCAUGUAAGUGCCCGCCGACGUCUGGGAGCCCCGCUGUGGGGUUCCACGGCACCCCAAGGAAGCAGAGCUUCUGCGCCUGGAAGGCAGUCCUGGGCCCCGGAGCCGAGCUGGCGGUGACUGAGUGGGGGCGCUGUGGGGACGCAGCUCGUUAGUCUGCAGUUCUGCCCUUAGGGACUCGGGUGCCCCUUUCGGUGACUUUGGGGCUCGGAGCUGCCAGACCUAAGUGUCAGAAUCUCUGACUGCCCAAAUCGGUGAAGAGGGGCUAUGUUGUAAAUAGGUAAAAUGCCGCUGCCUGUUUGGGCGUCCGUAACAGGCUCCACAGGCAGUGUCCGGUGGCAGUGGGAGCCCGGCGGGGCCUCAGGCCUGGGCCUCCCAUUUCUUCAGUGACGUAGGGCCGCUUUCCUCCCUGUCACUGCAUGGUGACAGGUGAGCCUGCGGCCUCUGUAGGGUUAUAGUCGUGCACAGCACGGGGGCCUCGGCACUUGCCUGGUGGGUCUCAGCCGUGGGCCACCGGCGGGCUCUUGCUCGGAGCCCAUCAAGCACCCGGGCCGGGAGCAGGGCCACCAGCUCCGCCGCCCCGGCCUUGGUUCCCUGCGGCGUGUGCUCCGAGGAGCUGCCCCGGCCUUGGGCAUGCGUGACCGUUUUGAUACCUGCAGGGCUGAGCAGGCACAGGGCAGCUCGUCCUUGAGCUUCCCCUUCCAGUUCCUGGCCGCGGAGCUGGAGAACCCCAGGAUCUGCAAGAAAGGGAGCCCAGGUGUGAGCCCCGCGGGAGUCGGGUGCGGGCAGAGGCGAGAGCAGCUCCCGUGGGGGCUCCUGCCGUGAUGGGGGUAUCUCCUGCCAUUGAUGGGGGGUCUCCUGCGGUUGAUGGGGCUUUAUGAUUUCCGGCACGACAUGGAGAAGCCCCAGGAAGAUGCAAGCUAAUGUGAGCAAAGGCUUCUCUGAUCUGGAGAGAGCAGGACAGCUGGAGACAGCGUCACUGCAAGUACCUUGUUUUCUUAAUGUAGCUUUCAGGUGUAGUUGCGGGAUUAGGUAUCGGGCACCCCCUCACACCCUCGGGCUGGGUUGUCUCUGGUCACAGCCUCAAGGUGGGCCGCCUCUCCUGCUCCCACACUCCCCGUGAGCACCACAGACUGAGUUACUAAAGGGUGGCCCUGAGGGUGUGGGCAGGGAGGGACUUCAGGGCUGAGAUGAAACUCCAGAAACUCCAGAAGGGGCGGGUGACGGAGGCAGCAGGGAUGCCAUCUGUCAGUCAGGUGACCUGGAAGGCCUGCGAAGGGAAUGUUUGAGCUGGGUGAGGCCUUGAGGUAAGAGGACCAGUAUUUGGGGAAGUCCCUCAUGUGCGUCCUGAGGGUAUUUGGGGAGCGUUUCCUCACACGUGGGACAGGGAGGUUGAUAGGACCUGUAGUCAGAAAGGGGUGGGUUCCUGGGCCACAGCAACAAUGUCCAGUGUCAAGAAUACUGGGUGUUAGGUCAUCGGGGAACUAGAUACCCCUUGCAUCACCACACUAACAUAGUUCCCUCAGCAGGGCUUCCUGUUGCCCUCAGAGAUGUUUCACACACGUCGUCAAGCAAACCAAGAGGGUCCUUGACAUGACUGAGCAGGAGGGGGCACCAGAACCCAGCCUUCUUGGGCCCCUGCAGUAGCCUGGAAAGUGGAUGCAGGUCUGUGAGGCUACUACAUUCAGGGCAUCAGGCUGGGCUCCAGACUGCCACUGCUGCCCUCAGCACCCCUGUGAGAGGUGUCUCCUCUGCCUGUCCCAUGUCCAGCCUUCUCUCCGCUGCCAUGUCGCAGCUCACAGGGCUCCCAGUCUCCUGCUGAGCCAUGGACUCAGCCCGUCACCUCUCACCACAUCCCCAGCACACACACAGACUGUUCCCAGCACACUGAGUCCCUGUGUCGUUUCUGGUGGCCAGCAUGCAUUUCCACCUGUCAGUGACACGUGGUGCUCAGCCCAUAGGCCUGGUUUCCAGGCUGCACCUCACUGACCUCCCUUCCGAACACCCUCUGCAAGACUGACUUGAGAUGCAUUUAUUGAAUCAGUAAAUUCAUGUACCGUUUAGUUGUUUAUUUUUUAACCAUGUCUGUCACUCUUUCCCCUUAAAUUUCUUAUUAAAUAUGAAAGUUCGUGGGCCUCCCUGGUGGCCUAGGAGUUGAGUCUCUGCU
This is a messenger RNA of Condylura cristata (star-nosed mole), 5809 nucleotides long. RefSeq names its product zinc finger protein 25-like. Bases 288 to 2318 code for a protein of 676 amino acids. The record is from RefSeq and is a predicted model, not a curated record. The transcript is spliced from 6 exons. Gene Ontology annotation, biological process: regulation of transcription by RNA polymerase II. Gene Ontology annotation, molecular function: RNA polymerase II cis-regulatory region sequence-specific DNA binding; DNA-binding transcription factor activity. NCBI's taxonomy places the organism in Eukaryota, Metazoa, Chordata, Mammalia, Eulipotyphla, Talpidae.